This is a messenger RNA of Fomitopsis serialis, 1211 nucleotides long. Its product is annotated as CAP domain-containing protein. The coding region runs from base 253 to 1158 and encodes 301 amino acids. Lineage: Eukaryota; Fungi; Basidiomycota; Agaricomycetes; Polyporales; Fomitopsidaceae. The transcript has 4 exons. The record is from RefSeq and is a predicted model, not a curated record.
CCCUUUCGUUCGCCUUCACAUUCAUUUCGCACCGCGACGCGCCCUCCUGACCGGAAAUGAACCGCGUGUUGCUCGUAUUUCUGACCCUCGCAGUGGUUCUCGCACUAGUCCCUGAAGGACUCGCCGGACUCACCUAUGGGCAUCGCUACCACAAGAGGUCGUUUUCGAAGAAGCGUGAGGAUGGAUAUGAUUUGACGCCCAGAUAUGUGGGGAACGUAAAGCGGCAGUCGUGUCGAGUGAGGCCUACAUCGUAUGUCCGGACAACUUAAUACUCGCUCACAUAGACUGAUUUACUAUGUCCGUACUCCGCGCCUUUCUCUCGAAUGCUGUAGCUCGGGGAACUCGACUAUCGUAAGUAUAACGCAGCCUGUUCCAAGUAGCAGCACCCAGGACUCCGCCUCUUCUACACCUUCCGCCUUUGUUCAGCCUUUCGUUGAGUUCUCCCCAGCGCCUUUCCCAGCGCCGUCUCCUGCCGUCACGCCUGAGGCACAGCAAGAUCCUAGCCCCGCCCCGGCUACCACUUCCGAAGAACCUGCACCGACUACGAGCGAGGCUCCGCCUCCACCUUCCACCACCACUUCCGAGUCAUCGACUACUGAGGCGGCCCCUACUGCUUCCGCAUCGUCCUCGUCUGAAGCGGCUCCUACUGCUUCCACAUCGCCCUCGUCGGGAUCAUCCAGUGGCACGUCCCAGAGCGACAUCGACAAGUACUUGGACGAUCACAACACUGCCCGCUCUCAGCAUGGUGCCGCGGCCUUGACAUGGAACGAUACCCUUGCAGUGGCUGCUCAGCAAUGGGCCAACGGCUGCGUCUUCCAGCAUUCGGGUGGUACGCUGGGCCCUUAUGGAGAAAAUUUGGCUGCCGGGACAGGCGACAGCUAUGGUAUUGAUCAAGCAAUCAAGUCCUGGACCGACGAAGCCUCUCAAUUUAGCGCGAUCAGUCCCGAGGCCUCGCACUUCACCCAAGUGGUCUGGAAGGCUUCAACGCAAGUAGGCUGCGCGCUGCAAGACUGCGAUGGCAUCUUCGCAGCGAGCUUCGGAAAGGCUCACUACUACGUGUGCGAAUACUUCCCGCAAGGCAACGUGAUAGGCAAUUUUGCGUCAGUGCUCUGUCCUCUGUUGACCAUACGCAUGUCGUCUGACCUUCGCAUCAAUUAGUCAAAACGUGCAAGUGUAGCCUCCACAUAUGAGCGUGUCGCGCUUGGAGGUGC